Molecule: messenger RNA, 6201 nt
Organism: Condylura cristata (star-nosed mole)
Lineage: Eukaryota; Metazoa; Chordata; Mammalia; Eulipotyphla; Talpidae
Gene: UBE4A
Product: ubiquitination factor E4A
Exons: 21
Coding region: 281-3481 (1066 amino acids)
Biological process (GO): protein polyubiquitination
Cellular component (GO): ubiquitin ligase complex; nucleus; cytoplasm
Molecular function (GO): ubiquitin-ubiquitin ligase activity
Source: RefSeq, a predicted model, not a curated record
GCUGAGUCGGAAGUGGGAACUCUUCGGCCACUGAGACUCUGUCGUGUCGUCGCUGCUGGCCCUUCUGGCUCUGGGUUGUAUUUCUAUGCGGUGGCCUUAAAAUUCAGAAAGGGGAGAAAGCCUUUCAGGGAGCUCUGAUCAUCCCAUUGUGCCACUGAGGCCUCUUGGCGCUUCAAUGAGGAAAUAUAAUCAGAAGAGUGCAAAUGCAGGCUCAGUCAGCUUCUCUAAAUACCGUUGAGCCCCUCCCCUUAGGUCUUGAUGGAGGAUAUUUUAAAGUGAAAUGACAGACCAGGAAAAUAACAACAACAUCUCAAGUAACCCCUUUGCUGCUCUUUUUGGCUCCCUGGCUGAUGCCAAGCAUUUUGCAGCAAUCCAAAAAGAGCAGCUGAAGCAGCAGUCUGAUGAACUCCCAGCUAGCCCGGAUGAUUCAGAUAACAGUGUGUCAGAGAGCCUGGAUGAAUUUGAUUACUCUGUGGCUGAGAUUAGUCGCUCAUUCCGUUCACAGCAGGAAAUAUGUGAGCAACUCAACAUCAAUCACAUGAUCCAAAGGAUCUUCCUGAUUACUCUGGACAACAGUGACCCAAGUUUAAAAAGUGGGAAUGGCAUCCCCAGUCGCUGUGUGUAUUUGGAAGAAAUGGCAGUUGACCUGGAAGAUCAAGACUGGCUUGAUAUGAACAAUGUUGAGCAGGCCAUAUUUGCUCGCUUAUUACUUCAAGAUCCAGGCAACCACUUGAUAAACAUGACUUCUUCUACAACAGUAAAUCUCUCUGCUGAUCGAGAUGCAGGGGAGAGGCACAUUUUUUGUUAUCUUUAUUCCUGCUUCCAAAGAGCCAAGGAAGAGAUUACCAAAGUUCCAGAGAAUCUGCUACCCUUUGCAAUGCAGUGCAGGAACCUCGCUGUGUCCAAUACUCGAACAGUUCUCCUUACCCCAGAGAUCUAUGUGGAUCAAAAUAUCCAUGAACAACUGGUAGAUCUGACAUUGGAAGCCAUCCAAGGAGCCCAUUUUGAAGAUGUAGCUGAAUUCUUGGAAGAGGUCAUUGAAGCCUUGAUUUUGGAUGAGGAAGUUCGAACAUUUCCAGAAGUCAUGAUUCCAGUGUUUGAUAUUUUAUUGGGUCGCAUAAAAGAUCUAGAGCUCUGCCAGAUCCUAUUGUAUGCUUACCUGGAUAUUCUUCUCUAUUUCACCAGGCAAAAGGAUAUGGCAAAGGUUUUUGUAGAAUACAUUCAACCCAAGGACCUUAGCAAUGGGCAGAUGUACCAGAAGACCUUGCUGGGAGUAAUCUUGAAUAUUUCCUGCUUAUUAAAGACUCCUGGUGUGGUAGAAAAUCACGGCUAUUUCCUGAAUCCAUCUCGUUCCAGUCCCCAAGAGAUCAAAGUACAGGAGGCCAACAUCCAUCAGUUCAUGGCUCAGUUCCAUGAAAAGAUCUACCAGAUGCUGAAGAACUUACUCCAGCUCUCUCCAGAAACCAAACACUGUAUCUUGUCCUGGCUUGGAAACUGUUUGCAUGCAAAUGCAGGCCGCACCAAGAUUUGGGCCAAUCAGAUGCCAGAAAUCUUCUUCCAAAUGUAUGCCUCGGAUGCCUUCUUUCUGAAUCUGGGUGCUGCUCUCCUGAAGUUAUGCCAGCCAUUUUGCAAACCCAGAUCCUCUCGGCUCCUCACCUUUAAUCCCACUUACUGUGCCCUGAAGGAGUUGAAUGAUGAAGAACGAAAAAUAAAAAAUGUACACAUGAGAGGUUUGGACAAAGAAACCUGUUUGAUCCCUGCUGUGCAGGAACCAGAGUUUCCUCAGAACUACAACCUUGUAACAGAGAACCUUGUUCUGACAGAAUACACUUUGUACUUGGGAUUUCACAGGUUACAUGAUCAGAUGGUAAAAAUAAACCAGAAUCUGCAUCGGCUUCAGGUUGCCUGGCGGGAUGCACAGCAGAGUUCUAGUCCUGCUGCUGACAGUCUCCGGGAGCAGUUUGAGCGACUGAUGACCAUCUAUCUCUCUACUAAGACAGCCAUGACUGAGCCACAGAUGUUACAAAACUGUCUCAAUUUGCAGGUCUCCAUGGCUGUUCUGCUAGUUCAACUGGCCAUAGGCAAUGAGGGCUCACAGCCAAUAGAGCUAACUUUUCCUUUGCCAGAUGGCUACAGCUCUUUGGGUUAUGUGCCAGAAUUUUUUGCAGAUAACCUGGGUGAUUUCCUCAUUUUUCUUCGGCGCUUUGCCGAUGACAUCUUGGAGACAUCAGCAGAUUCCCUGGAACAUGUCCUUCACUUUAUCACCAUUUUCACUGGAAGUAUAGAAAGGAUGAAAAAUCCCCACCUAAGGGCCAAACUGGCUGAGGUGUUGGAAGCAGUCAUGCCCCACCUGGAUCAGACCCCAAAUCCCUUGGUAUCAAGUGUAUUUCACCGGAAGCGUGUGUUCUGCAACUUUCCCUAUGCAGCCCACCUUGCAGAAGCUCUAAUCAAGGUUUUUGUGGACAUUGAGUUUACAGGAGAUCCACAUCAAUUUGAACAGAAGUUUAAUUACCGCCGUCCCAUGUACCCCAUCCUGAAGUACAUGUGGGGAACAGAUCCAUAUCGAGAGAGCAUUAAGGAUUUGGCUGACUAUGCCUCUAAGAAUUUAGAAGCCAUGAAUCCCCCACUGUUCCUCCGAUUUCUUAAUCUGUUAAUGAAUGAUGCCAUCUUCCUUCUGGAUGAAGCCAUACAGUAUUUAAGCAAGAUAAAGAUUCAACAAAUUGAGAAGGAUCGAGGUGAAUGGGAUAGUCUGAGUCCAGAAGCUCGCCGAGAGAAGGAGGCUGGUCUACAGAUGUUUGGACAGCUAGCACGAUUCCAUAACAUCAUGUCCAAUGAAACAAUUGGUACCCUUGCCUUUCUGACAUCAGAAAUUAAAUCACUCUUUGUGCAUCCUUUCCUGGCCGAGCGCAUCAUCUCCAUGCUCAACUACUUCCUGCAGCACCUGGUGGGCCCCAAGAUGGGAGCCUUAAAAGUCAAGGACUUCAGUGAAUUUGACUUCAAACCCCAGCAACUCGUAUCAGAUAUCUGCACCAUCUACUUAAAUCUUGGGGAUGAGGAGAAUUUCUGUGCCACUGUGCCCAAGGAUGGACGUUCCUAUUCUCCAACUCUUUUUGCACAGACAGUCCGAGUUCUGAAGAAAAUAAAUAAGCCUGGGAAUAUGAUUGUAGCUUUCAGCAACUUAGCAGAGAGAAUUAAGUCUCUAGCAGACCUGCAGCAGCAGGAAGAGGAGACAUAUGCAGAUGCCUGUGAUGAGUUCCUGGACCCCAUCAUGAGCACCCUGAUGUCUGACCCUGUGGUGCUUCCGUCUUCUAGAGUCACUGUGGAUAGGUCCACCAUUGCCAGACAUUUGCUCAGUGACCAAACAGAUCCCUUUAACCGUAGUCCCCUCACCAUGGACCAGAUCCGGCCAAACACAGAACUCAAAGAAAAAAUCCAACGAUGGCUCGCAGAGAGGAAACAACAAAAAGAGCAACUUGAAUAAAUACUGUGAACUAAACAAACCAAAACCAACCCCAGAGUGUAGAUAAACAGCUGUUUGUGGUUUCUCUCUUAAUGAUUCUGACCUUUUUUUUUUUUUCACUAAAUUAAAGAACUGCUCUUGUUCAAAUUAUGAUAAUUAAGAUUCCUAAGAAAUUGACAAAGCUCUCCUGGCUUGCAGGCAAUUAUACUAAUUAUAUAGCAUCACCAAAUUCAGAAAUCACUAAUUUUUACCCUUUGUUCUCUCUUCCUAUUGUUUCUUCCUUUUCCUACCUUGAAUUAUAUUACUUCAACUACUAAGACUUCCUGCUACCCUACUGUUUCUCCUCUAAGAACUGCUCAAACAUCUUUGGUGAGCAUUGCUUUUAAGUAUAUGCUGUCAUAUAUUUCAUUAACAACUGAUAUCAUCAGAAAGUCCUAUAUUAUCAAGGUCCUCAUGACCCAAGCCUCAGCCCUUUUCCUUGUUACAACUCUGUGAUGUUAAAGCAUCGCCAUGAUGUUUGAGUGUAUUUUUUAAUCAGAUGACAGAAAAAAAGGAAUCUUAUGCAACUUCUGUUGGUAGCUCUUAACACUAUGUAUAACUCAGAGAUACUCGGAGACAAACUACUGUCCCUUGGGGUUGUCAUUAUCACACAAAACUUAGGCCUACAUUAUUUUUAGGAAGACUAGUAGAUCAAACUUGCAAUUUUGACACCUUAUUAAAAAAAUUCUGAGGUGAGAGAAUAACACAGGCUUUUGGGCCCAUGUUAUAUUAUGGAAAUCUGUUGCUACAGGGACUAGGUUUGAGUAGAAGAGUUAGGCAAGUUUGCAACCAUGAAAAAUAUUAUUUUAAAACACUAAUGUCAAUAGUCUAUCAAUAUAGAUAUAUACACACCAUGUGCUUUCUUAUACUGAUCUAGUGUAAACAGUGCCACUUUAUAUUGUCUCUUCCAUGGUAAAAUAUAUGUGGUGUGUAGCCAUGUUUAUUACAUACUCAUUCUAGACAAAAUUCUGAAGCUAUAAAAUGUAUAUAGUUCAUGUUUGUUUGGGCUUGUGACCUGACUUAAGUGCUGCUUCUAAAUCAGCUUUUGCUGAUGAAUUAACAAUGUAGGAAUUUGAGCACAACCUUGUCCACAAGCCAUUUUUCAGAUCCACUUGGCCCCAGGUAGUAAGUAGAUGGGCCCAUUUUUACAAAUUGAACUUGACCACCCUGGUCAAUUACACAGCAUAACAUGCUAAGGAGGCAUCUUGCCCUAUGGACUGUCUAUAUAGUUAAAAGUCCAAAGGUGUCAGAAAUGCAAGAAAAGUGGUAUGAUUUAGAAAUGGGUCUUUGCAUCAUUUAAAGGACUUUACUAUUAACCAUCACUUACUUGAACCAGAUAAGGUAAUUCUAUGCUGUUCCAACAUAAGUUGCUAUAAGCUGGCCUUAAUGUAUUUUUGAUGGUAUCAGCUGAAAAGUUCAAAUCAGAGAACAAUCCAUACUAGGUAUUAAGUAGAUAUUGUCUGUGACUAUGUAUAUAGAUGAAAAGGAAAUCGAAGACUUUUGCAAAUACCAGAAUGUAAGAUAUUAAUUCAGUGUGUUCCUUGGGCCUUUAACAUGUGGUUUGAAAUGAGCUUAAUUUCAUAUUUAUUCUCCUCCUCUGAGAAUGAACUGUAUAGAAAAUAAUAAGCUUCUGCCUAUUUGCAUUUAUCUUCCAAACUCAGUCUAAUAGUAUGUUUUCAUUUGGGGAAGCCAAGAAUUUUAUAAGAGAAAAUUGGAGGAAAAAUGGGCACAAAAUUCAGAAAGGCAGCUGUUCCCAGCAGCUUUCUAGUUAACAACCUCAGUGCUGCCUCUAGUAUCUGUAUGUUCUAUUUCUGUAUUUAGUCUUCAGAUUGUAAGUCUUUUCUGGCAAGCUUUUUUUUUUUCAAGCUCUUUUCCUGAAACUUUUUAUGAACGGCUGUGGCACCAUUAAUGCUGCUGAAUAUCUUUAAACUCACCACAAAGGCAAGUGCAUAGCUUAGGGCCACUGUUGGUAAGGAAACCAAGUGUCCUCUGUGCCUUUUUCCUUUCCUUAAAGUAAUUUAGGAACAUCCCAAAAAUGAGACUCAAAAAAUUACCUUGGUACAACAUGGUGCAUAAAUGCACUUGGAAGCUUAAAAAGGUAUGUUGUUUUCUUGAAACUCAGAAGCAGCUCUAAAUCUAUUACAGCAGAAUUUCUGAUAAACCUAGCUUUGUUGGCUUUGCUGGAGUAUGAUGAGAAAAUGAAGACUCUCUAAUUAGCUCUGGUACUAUUUACCAAGAGGGUAAUACUAAAUGGAAAACUAUUUAAGUGGCUUUACCAAGCAGUCUGGGUUUGUAUUCUUUUAAUAGUUUUUAAUAGGUCUGAGAAAACUGAAAGAAACUUUAAAGGUUUCUAAUGAUGAAGGCAAAGGUGCCGGUUGCUAUUUGGUAUCACUCUACAAAAGCUUCAUUAUUUGAUGCUGGUUGCCAAGCAGCCAUUGCACAGAGCAUAAGUCUAUUGGGUGCCUUUGCAAGUCAGAGGCUGAUGCUGCACUGUUGAUGUUACAUGAGGAAAUAAUGCACAUGUUCUAACUGCUAAACAGGAAAAGAAUCCAGAAACAAAAUGAAGAGCAAAACAAAAAGGUGGACUGAAAUAAAACUUGAUCAACAACUGUAUUUUGAAACAUUCCAGGAAGGUUACUUCUGGUCAAACUUGCCUGGGGGUGUUUGUUCAAAAACUUGUAUUUAAUAAAUGAACACCUGAC